This is a messenger RNA of Fusarium musae, 1065 nucleotides long. RefSeq lists its product as uncharacterized. Lineage: Eukaryota; Fungi; Ascomycota; Sordariomycetes; Hypocreales; Nectriaceae. The transcript has 2 exons. Bases 1 to 1065 code for a protein of 354 amino acids. The record is from RefSeq and is a predicted model, not a curated record.
AUGGCCCUUCUUGGAAUGCUCCUCCUUAUUCCGUGCAACUGGGGUGCAGCAUAUGGUUACAUGAAGACUCGCAACUUCUACCACGGAACAUUCAUUGAAAGAGCCAUUGUCGACAAGUUCUGGAGCAUCCUUGGUAACGACGUUAUCACGCCCAACAAAUACGACUCUCACUCUGAGACGGCCAAGCUCAAACCCUGGUCCAAUGCCAUGUUUGUGGCGACGAGUAUAGGCAUUCUCAACUACGAGAACGACUUUUUCGAGGUUGUCAAGGAAGGGUUGGUCAAGAUACAUAUUGCUGAUGUCGAACGGUUGAGUAAGCAGACAGUGCACUUGUCUGAUGGCACGGGAUUGCAUACGGAUGUGCUGUGCUGUGCAACAGGUUGGAAACAUGUUCCUCCGAUCAGAUUCCUACCAGAUGGGAUCACUGAGGAUAUUGGGAUGCCUCAUACGCCGUCGCCGAGUUCGUUCCCUUACGCCUCAAUCCUCGAUCAGGUCGAUAAGGAGAUCUUCGACAAGUUCCCUCGUCUCAAGGACCAGCCCAUACAGAAAGUGCAAAAUAGCAAGUAUCAUACACUGCUAGAGGACAAAGGUCUCUCAAGUAAUGAUGAUAUCACGCCAUCGACAGAGCUGACGCCAUACACGCUAUAUCACUUCAUCAUCCCACCUUCAAGUCAGUUCCUCAAGACCCGAGAUAUUGCUUUCGUGGGAAUGGUAGUCAACUUCAGCCACCCCAUGGUUUCCCAUGUCCAAUCGCUCUGGAUGAACGCUUUCUUCGAUGAGAUGAUUCCAGCUCUCCCCCGAAAUCCCUCACCAGAGUUUGUAUCUCGAUUCCAGCAUGAGGCAGUGCCUAAUAGUCGGUUCGGAAAAUGGAGAUACCCAAGUGGUUUUGGCCACAGCUUUCCAGACAUUGUGUUUGAUGCUGUUCCGUAUCCGGACCUGCUGCUCAAGGACUUGGGUUUACCGAUAUACAGGAAGAAUGGUGUAUUUGCUGAGAUGACGGAUCCAUAUGGGCCAGACGAUUAUACGACGGUCGUGGAUGAGUGGAAAGCAGGCAAAGCAAGUUGA